AUGGGGCGCCUUCGCAAAGAGCGCAAGGAUAUGGCUGAUGCGGCGACGCCGCCAGAUGAGACUUCCAGCGAGCUGGCCGGCGGGCCGGACGCAGGCGAUUUGGAAGGAGAGCCUGCUAUAGCCUCGAGGGGCACGCCGAGCACGCCGGGCACGCAGGAGAGGUUCUUCCGCUGCGAGAACCAUCUGCACCUCAACCUCAACCUUCGGAUUGGGUCGGUCUACCGGGAGUCGGAGUUGCGCAGGAGAUGCGCCCCGGACAAGCUCCCGAAGCUUGAGGAGUUCUUCUCUGACGGGUCCAUGCUGAAGGAGGUCGCAGAGCCCGAGAAUCUCCGUGGAAAAGAGCGAAACCGGCAAGCGGUCUCGAAGAGAGCAGCUCCCCCCGAGGAUGCGCAGGACUUAGAGGGGAAUUCCGGGCUUUUCGGUUGA
This is a messenger RNA of Symbiodinium sp. CCMP2592, 426 nucleotides long. The record is from the annotation of a GenBank genome assembly. Lineage: Eukaryota; Dinophyceae; Suessiales; Symbiodiniaceae.